AUGACAAGAUUAAGCUUCCUUACCUGUUUCUUGGUUCUUUGCUCAAUUCUUCUAAUCCCAAGCCAAAGUCAUCGGCCCUUGCCCAAAAGACAUGUUGCAUUAUUCAUUUUUGGGGAUUCACAGUUUGAUGCUGGGAAUAAUAACUAUAUCAACACCACAGCUGAAUUUAAGGAAAAUUUUUAUCCAUAUAGUGAAAGCUUCUUCACAUACCCAACUGGAAGACCUUCAUAUGGGCGUUUAGUUCCAGAUUUUAUUGCUGAGUAUGCCAAAUUACAUUUAAUUUCCACAUUUUUGCCUUCCUUCAACAAUAAAUUUAUUUAUGGGGUGAACUUUGCAUCUAGGGGAGUUGGCGCUCUAGUUGAAACUUAUCAAGGAUUUGUGAUAGACCUUAAAACUCAGGUAAGUUAUUUUAGGAUUGUGGAGAAGCAAUUGAAGCCAAAACUAGGUGAUUCAGGAACGAAAACAUUGUCAUCAGAAGCUGUGUACCUGUUUAACACUUGUAGCAAUGACUACUUUUUUCUUCUGCUGAGAUAA
Pistacia vera is the source of this 534-nucleotide messenger RNA. RefSeq names its product GDSL esterase/lipase 1-like. NCBI's taxonomy places the organism in Eukaryota, Viridiplantae, Streptophyta, Magnoliopsida, Sapindales, Anacardiaceae. The record is from RefSeq and is a predicted model, not a curated record. Gene Ontology annotation, molecular function: hydrolase activity, acting on ester bonds. The transcript is spliced from 3 exons. Bases 1 to 534 code for a protein of 177 amino acids.